AUAGCUUACAUGUGAAUUUCCCCGACGCAUCGCGAAAACGGGACCUGGACAAGCGUUGAGAUGUCCACCGUCCUCGACUUCAAGAGUUGCAUACAAUUCUUGAAUUUGGCGAUCCCUGGAAUAUUCAUGGUCGGCACGGAAUGAUCGUCGCUCUCGCUGCAGGCAGAUUAGGUGCCCUGCCGCUCGCAGCACAGUCCGCUAUCAUGACCGCCGAUCAAAUCCUGAACACCAUUCCGUUUGGCAUCGGCGUCGCCGCUUCCACCCGCAUCGGUAACCUCAUCGGUGCACAGGCGGCGCAAGCGGCGAAGCAAGCCAGCCAUGCAUCCGCUUUCGUGAGCGUGGUGGUCGGAGUGAUUGUUAUGGUCGUGCUCAUGGUGACUAAGGAUGUCUUCGGCUAUCUCUUCAACGACGACCAGCCCGUGAUCGGGCUUGUGAGCAAGGUGAUGCCUCUCCUGGCCAUCUUCCAGAUCUGGGAUGGCCUCGCGGGCUCUUGUGGCGGCGUACUCCGUGGACAGGGCCGCCAGCACCUAGGAGCGAUGUUCAACGUCAUCGCAUAUUACGUCCUUGCGCUCCCCGUCGGUAUCACCCUCGCAUUCCGGACAAACCUCGGGCUGCAGGGCCUCUGGAUAGGGCAGACUAUCGCGCUGACGAUCGUAGGCCUGAGCGAGUACGUGGUGGUGUGGCUUGGCACGGAAUGGGAGAGAGAGAUCAAACUCAGCGUCGAGCGGAUCCAGGCAGAGGCGAAGCGGCGGCAAGGACAUGCGAAUAUCGAUUAGCCAAGAGGGCGAAGCAGUUGGCUGUGGCAUUUGUUCUAAACCUCGCCCUAAUUCCGCCUGAUGCACGCGACCUCAUGUCCGCGGUGUACGUAGAUUGGAUUGACUUACAUAGAGUUGCGACACGAGAAAAGCAGGGGGUGUUUCAUGGCCGUGCAGCCCGCGGUUCAACCAAUCUUGCAGCGCUCCACAGCUAUGGCUCGCAUACAGAAAUCAUCCCGUGGCCGCCGUCUA
This is a messenger RNA of Laetiporus sulphureus 93-53, 1007 nucleotides long. RefSeq names its product mate-domain-containing protein. The record is from RefSeq and is a predicted model, not a curated record. Gene Ontology annotation, molecular function: antiporter activity; xenobiotic transmembrane transporter activity. The transcript has 8 exons. Lineage: Eukaryota; Fungi; Basidiomycota; Agaricomycetes; Polyporales; Laetiporaceae. Gene Ontology annotation, cellular component: membrane. The coding region runs from base 141 to 776 and encodes 211 amino acids. Gene Ontology annotation, biological process: transmembrane transport.